UUGCGAUAUUGUGAAAAUCAGCAUGGAAGGUGGCAUUUUCAUGAGAUACGAGCAAUAUUUUUACGGCGUUAUCUUCUCGAGAAUACCGCUCUUGAACUUUUCUUAUCUUCAAGAACGGCAAUUAUGUUUGCAUUUGACAGUGACGAAAAAGUUCGUGAAGUAGUGAAUAAUUUGCCUCGGGUUGGUGUUGGCGUAAAAUACGGUUUACCGCAAAGUCGCAAGACAAGCCUUAUGACACCUCGGCAACUUUUCAAGCAUUCUGAUAUGCCACUGAAAUGGCAACGUCGUGAAAUUUCAAACUUCGAUUAUCUGAUGUUUUUAAAUACGAUUGCGGGACGAACGUACAAUGAUUUAAAUCAGUAUCCGAUAUUUCCAUGGGUUAUAGCGAAUUAUUCGAGUGAUGUGUUGGAUCUGAAUAUUGCAUCGAAUUUUAGAGAUUUAUCGAAGGAACCAUUCACAACUAUGUUUUUGCACCUUCAAAGUGGUAAAUUUGAUCAUUCAAAUCGUCUAUUUCAUAGUAUUGCUGAAACAUGGGAAAAUUGUCAGCGUGAUUCACAUGAUGUUAAGGAAUUGAUACCAGAAUUAUAUUAUAUGCCAGAAAUGUUGAGAAAUGAUAAUGGAUUUGAUCUUGGCAAACGAGAAGAUGGAUCAUUAGUUGGUGAUGUUGUUUUGCCACCUUGGGCAUCAAAUCCUGAGCAUUUCAUCGCUUUACAUCGUCAGGCUCUUGAAUCCGAUCUCGUUUCCUGUCAGUUAAAUCAGUGGAUCGAUUUAAUUUUCGGCUAUAAGCAAAAGGGACCUGAAGCAGUUCGUGCAACAAAUGUCUUUUAUUAUCUGACGUAUGAAGGUGCAAUAAAUUUAAAUUCGAUUGAAAAUCCCUUUAUUCGUGAAGGUCUUGAGCAACAGAUGAUUUCAUUUGGACAAACUCCAGCUCAACUCAUGACUGAACCACAUCCUCCAAGACAUUCCAUCAUGACUAUUAGUCCAACAAUGUUUCAGUCGUGCCAAGACGACUUGUGUAUGUUAAUGAAAUUUAUUUCAAAUAGUUCAAUUGUUCACUUAAGUGCGAACACUUUUGCGCAGUUAUCACAACCUUCUGUAAUUUCUAUAACAAAUAAUCUUGUAUUUGCCAUUAACAGAUGGAAUAAUAGUUAUACAAGUCACACAGCAUCUGCAUUGAAUUCAUCAGUGGAUGGUGGCACAUCAGAUGUUUCACCAAACGUUUCUAACCUACCAUUGACAGUUGAUCCUCUUUUAGCAUCAGGUAAUCCAUCGCAACCAUUAGCAAGGCGCCAUCUUGGUGACCCAUUGGAUCAGCGCUUGAAAAUAAAGUGGAAUAAUUUCGUUACCACCGUCGAUAGUCGUUCUAUUAUUGUAUGUGGAUAUCCUGAUUAUAGUAUUCGAGUUAUCGAUACUGACACUGCUAAAAUUCGUCAAGUAAUUUAUGGGCAUGGCGACGUCGUAACAUGUUUAGCUCGAUCGGAAGCUAAUCUCUUUGCUGACUGUUAUAUUGCAUCUGGUGGACUUGACUGUAUCGUUGUUUUAUGGCACUGGAAUGCACAAACGCAGGUUGUUGCUGGUGAAUACAAUGUUCCUGGUUUGUUUGCUUUUAUGUUCCUUUUUUGUUUUUUCAUAUAUGCAGAAAAAAGGAAUAUAAGAUUUCGCUUCUAA
Dracunculus medinensis (Guinea worm) is the source of this 1668-nucleotide messenger RNA. The record is from the annotation of a GenBank genome assembly. Lineage: Eukaryota; Metazoa; Nematoda; Chromadorea; Rhabditida; Dracunculidae.